This is a messenger RNA of Ogataea parapolymorpha DL-1, 1023 nucleotides long. RefSeq lists its product as uncharacterized. Bases 1 to 1023 code for a protein of 340 amino acids. Gene Ontology annotation, molecular function: DNA-directed DNA polymerase activity. The transcript has a single exon. Gene Ontology annotation, biological process: DNA strand elongation involved in DNA replication; DNA synthesis involved in UV-damage excision repair; DNA replication. Gene Ontology annotation, cellular component: nucleus; delta DNA polymerase complex. Lineage: Eukaryota; Fungi; Ascomycota; Pichiomycetes; Pichiales; Pichiaceae. The record is from RefSeq and is a predicted model, not a curated record.
AUGUUCGAUGAGAUCAACACACAUUUGUUUGUGGAAAAAAAACCCAUUACUUACAAGUAUCUUGCACGAUGGAAGGAUCUGUCGUCGAACAAGGCCAAACAGGUGCUUCAGGAGUUCUAUGAUCAAUUUAAACACGAAAAGCCAGACUUGAGCAGCUACUACACGGUGACGGGCCGUGCUGGGAAUAUGCGCUAUGUGAAGAUCGUUUCUGGGCAGGACAUUGAGAUUGGCAAGGCAGAGCUUGAGAAGAUAGACUCUGUCUCAAUUUACAGUCUCAAUAUGGGAAAAGCCGCGCUGGACACUGUGGUUGCAAUCAACACGACAAUAGAUAAAGAGUAUACGCCAGAGAACUGUGUGAAAUGGGGCGUGAUCCAGACAGCCACCGCACAAAAGAUUGAAAAGAAGCAGGAACGCGAGACAUUGGCCCGGCCUGUGCAGCGCAAUGCCAUGAGUGAACCUCUCAAAACAGAAGCCAAGCAGCAGGAAGCCAAACCAGCAGCCAAAGACAUAAGCGCCAGCAGGCUGAGCUCGCUUUAUACCUCGAGAAAAAAGGCUCCUGAGACGAAACAGCAGGCUAAACGAACCUUGGAUAAGCCAAAACAGUCCACAGAGCCGCCGAAGAAGAAAACCAAGAGCGAAGUCAAGUCGAAGCUCACUAAGCUAUUCGAAAACAGCGACGACGAUAUGGAUUUCUCUGAGGAAGAACCAACUGAUGAGCCCUUGGACGUUGAUAAUCCCGCAGAGACAGAAACUGCCGAGCAGCAGAAGCCAGCGAAAAAGGCAGAUAAACCAGCCGAGGAAGAGAUAUCAGAGCCUGCUACAGAGCAGGUCGAGGAGAAAGACGCCCCGUCAGAACCCGUCUACGAUGAGGAUGGAUAUUUGGUGACCACCAAACAGCAGCCGACAAAGCGGUCGGCUACACACCCUCCCGCAAAGAAAGGACACACAAUCUCGAAGAAUACGGAAAAGGGAAACACCAAGAAGCAGGUUUCGCUAAUGUCAUUUUUUGGUAAGAAAAAAUAA